Messenger RNA from Gaeumannomyces tritici R3-111a-1, 1041 nucleotides. RefSeq lists its product as hypothetical. The record is from RefSeq and is a predicted model, not a curated record. The transcript is spliced from 7 exons. NCBI's taxonomy places the organism in Eukaryota, Fungi, Ascomycota, Sordariomycetes, Magnaporthales, Magnaporthaceae. The coding region runs from base 1 to 1041 and encodes 346 amino acids.
AUGGCGGCUGUCAUCAACGGCGUCCCGGCGGCGAUCCCGCCGCCGCCUGGCUAUGUCGUAGACUUUGCCAAUCCGCAGCGGAACUCGGUAGGGGCAGCUUAUGCCAUUGCCGCCAUAGGCAUGGCCCUCGCCCUGUUUUUCGUAUUCCAGAGGUUCUACGUCAAAAUCCACAUCAGAAAGAAGAUUGGCCUUGAUGGAUGGGAUCUCGGCAGCAUCGUUAUCCAAGCGUUGGUAAUCCGCUCGUUCGCCCUGGGAUACAUCGGUGUCCACGGCUGGGAGAUUCCACUCGACUUGUUCCAGCAGUAUGUAUUCACCGGAGGCUACCUUAACUCGGUUGUCUACACGGUCCCGACGGCGCUGUCCAAAGUGGUCAUCCUGCUUUUCCUUCUCGAAGUCAACGCUAGCUACGACCUCGCGUUCCCGCCGGCCGAGGGCUCGUGCAUGGACAGACCGACCAUGUACAAGGCAACCGCUGCCCUGGGCGUCAUUACGGACGUCAUGAUCAUCGCUAUCCCCAUUCCGAUGGCGUUGGGCCUGCAUAUACCGAGGAACAAGAAGAUUGGCCUGCUCGCCCUGUUUGCCAUCGGCUCAGCGACCGUUGUUACUUCCAUCGUCCGCCUGUACCUCCUAAUCGCCAUCAUGGACGAAGUGAAUCAGACCUGGGGUGGUGGCCCAGUCGUUGUUUGGAUUCUCAUCGAAGCCAAUCUCCUUAUAAUGUGCGCAUGUCUCUCGACGCUGCGCCACUUCUUCAGAGCCGUCGCACCCGGUCUUCUGAGCAGCGUGUGGAGGAAAUCCAAGAGCAAGGGCACGGGGAGUCUCUCGAACAGCCACGGGUCCGAGCUGCAGACCAUCGGCCAGAUCCCUAGCAAGGGCCUUGGCAAGAAGCAGUUCAUGAAGCUCGACGGGCGCGCCGACGUCGAGUCGCAGGCCUACGCCGGCCGAUCCUCGCUCGAGACCAAGCGCAGCGACGAGGCGGGCAGCGACAGAGGCAUCGUGCAGACCACGACGACGCAGGUCUCGUACACGCAGCCGCGCCGCUAA